Messenger RNA from Paramecium primaurelia, 1283 nucleotides. Lineage: Eukaryota; Ciliophora; Oligohymenophorea; Peniculida; Parameciidae. The record is from the annotation of a GenBank genome assembly.
AUGUUAGAUAUCUUAUUAUCUCCAAAAAAUAUUCAAAAACCAAGCAAAUUGUUACCAAAAAAAAUAAUCAAUGAUUUCGUAUAUCAUUUAGAAGAUUGUUUAGGGUAAGGAGAAUAUAGUUCAGUAUUUAAAGGCUAAGACAGAAGAUCUGGAUAAGAAGUAGCAAUUAAAGUAAUUAAGAUUAUAAUAUAAUGUUUAGGUUAUUGAGAAUUCUAAAUUGAAUUCAAAUUUCUCAAGACAGAUGUUGAGUAAUGAAAUUGAAUCAUUAAAGAAACUCAAUUCUCCAUACAUCUUAUAGUAUAUCAAUUACAUUUACACUCCUAACAAUCAAUACAUCAUAACUGAAUACUGUAAUGAAGGAGAAUUGAAAUUUGUAAAGAAUCGAUCAGAUUAAUAAUUGUUAAGGAUUUUCCAUUAAUUACUGUAGGCAUUGAAGGAACUUAAAUCUAAGAGUAAUUAUAAUAAUUGAUAAUCAUAGAUAUCAUUCAUAGAGACAUCAAACCUCCAAAUAUUAUGAUGCACAAUUGUAUAACGAAACUUGCUGAUUUUGGUUUUAGUGUUAAUAUGAAUUCUUUGGAGUUAUAAAAAUCAUCAUUUGGUACUCCACUCUAUAUGGCACCUGAAUCAUUAUUAAAUGAUAUGUACAGUUUUUAGUCUGAUGUAUGGUCAGUUGGAAUUACUAUGUAUGAACUCAUAUAUGGGAAUGUACCCUUUUAUCAUAGUAAAGAAUCAGAAUUAAAGAAAAUAAUUCGAGAUUAUGUAAAUAAUCCAAUCUUAAGAAUACCUUAAUCAAUAUUCAUUCCAUUACUUAAAGGAAUGCUUGAUCCAAAUCCUAAAACUAGAUUUACUGUAGAAUAAUUGUUAUCGAUGAUUUCAAUCGAUUAAAAUACUUAAAAUAUUUCUUAAUCAGAAAUUAACUUCUUAAGCAAUUUCGCAUAAAACUUAUAGCAUUUUGAGACUAACAUUAAUGACAUAUGUCUUCGAUGGGCAAUUUUGAAAAUCCUUGCAACUCAAUAUAAAAUGAAUGGAAUUGCUCAAUCCUAAAUUAAUUAAUAAAUUAAUUAAAUACAAAAUACUACUAAUUUCUAUAUGAUUAAAGACUAAAAGAUGAUUGAUCUAAUAAAUUCUAAAUCAGAUGCAUGUAUUUUAUUUAAAUAAUUUAUAUAGAAUUUGUGUAUAUACUUAGAUAAAUAUUGUAACAAAAAAUUAAUUGCUAACAAUACAAACCUAUUGUAUAGGAUAUACUCUAAUGCGAUUCUAUCUUAUUUCACUUAUUUUAAUGA